Cylas formicarius (sweet potato weevil) is the source of this 1321-nucleotide messenger RNA. RefSeq lists its product as uncharacterized. The transcript has 7 exons. Gene Ontology annotation, molecular function: olfactory receptor activity; odorant binding. Gene Ontology annotation, biological process: detection of chemical stimulus involved in sensory perception of smell; sensory perception of smell. The coding region runs from base 24 to 1202 and encodes 392 amino acids. Gene Ontology annotation, cellular component: plasma membrane. Lineage: Eukaryota; Metazoa; Arthropoda; Insecta; Coleoptera; Brentidae. The record is from RefSeq and is a predicted model, not a curated record.
GCCUACGUGGACUAGUCGCCAACAUGAAGCUGGGCGAACAAUAUUUUAGCUACAUAAGACGGCUGAUGACUGUCUUCGGCAUUUGGGUCAUAAAAGAAGAACUUUCUCAAUCGAAAAAAAAACUUUACGCUGUAUACCGUAUAACAAUACAGAUGGUAUGUGUUUCAUCAAUGAUUUCUUAUAUUUUGGAUGUGCCCGCAUUACUCAAAAGUAACCAGACCGAAGCAUUUAGUAACAUCGGAGUGAUAAUAUUCUUCGCUACCGUAAUCAUCAAAAUGAUAAUGUGCCAAUCGCAACCGAUCGUCAAGUUACUCCGUAUUGCGGUACAGCAAGACUUUCAAGCCGUUAAAGACAUCAACGUGGAAGUAGAGGCCAUAUACAAAACAGAAACUAAAGUCAAUAAUUUCUUGAUCACUAUCGUUAUGGGGUCUAUGACGAUUGUAUCAGUUGGCUUUCUAGUGUUUGGCGACUUCAACUGCUACAGGUAUGUCAAGCAAUACAGCAAUGCAACGGAUAAACCGAUGCUUUUAAACUAUUGGUAUCCUUUCGAUACCAAUAAAUACUACGCGUUAGUCCUCAUAGACCAGAACAUCAGACAAAUUCUUAGCGCGCUUUGUACCGCUACGGUGAACGCGUUCGUAAUCUCGAUAAUUAUCUUCGCUCGGCUUCAGCUUAAGUUGCUGCAGUAUAGUUUCAAGAACUUUCACAAGCUGACGAGAGAUAAAAACAGUGCAGGAGGCGCAAACGUGUUAAAACAGUUAUGCCAAAAACAUUUGGAUCUGAUCAAUUAUAUCGCAGAUCUAAACCAAGCUUUUAACGUUAUAAUAUUUAUGGAGUACAUGAUAUUAUCGAUUACGUUUGCGGCAGAGACUUUGCAAAUCAUCGACGGGGGUGAAAAGGUCUUAUUUGCUUGCGGAGUAUUGUCAAAUUCGAUAAUUCAACUGCUUAUAUUCUCUUGGAGUUCUGAUGAGAUUAUCAUUCAGAGCAAAGAACUGGCCACAGCCCUCUUUGAAAGUAACUGGUACGACUAUGAUAAAGAAACCAAAGUGAUGGUGCAUAUAAUGAUAAUGAGAUGCCAGAAUCCGCUCAGCUUGACGAUCGGCAGUUUCGGUGUAAUGGAUUUAGAUGUCGGACUUUCGGUAAAUAACCUUUUGGUACGACUCAAACUGGCCUAUUCCUACACAUCUGUUAUGACAAAUUGAGAUUAAUAAGAAUAUAUGAGCACUUAGAGCAGGAAGUUCGGUUUAUAAUUCAUAAUGUUCUCCAUGUUUGUAAUUCAAAAAUAAUAAAGGUGAUCAGCAACAAGGUGUCCGAAAUAAAG